UUUUGGUAGAAAUACAACAUACAAGACCACCGCACUGCACUAGAUCAUUGUAAACUCGGCGUGCACAAUGGGCUACGUAACUCAAAUCCUGACUAAACACAUAGCCGUUGUGUUUCUAUACAUCCCGUUUCUGGCUAGCAUAGAAAAUAAUGGAACGCGCGCAGCGGCGCAGAAGGUUUACUCGGAACUCGGAAGUUCAGGUGAACCCUAACUAAUCUGAUGAUCUGAGUCAGGUGUCCAUGGGCUAUCGUCGAGACCCCCAUUAAUCCGGAAGAACUCAAAAGUUGAAAAGUGUUCUACAGUAGGCCGUUCACGAUACGCCACAUAACCUCUUUACAUGUAAGUCUUACACGUCAGGCCGACGUGAUUUAUCGUGAUAGGCCCUGUAUCCUCCGGUUCGACAUUCAUGUCUUAUCUCAAAUGAACGACCACCAAUCCGUGGGACCCUUUUAAACGAGACAUCAUGGAUCAGAAAACGAGAUUGAUGAUAAAAUCGAAAGAUUCAGAAUGAUUCAACCUCCUUAUCAUUGUACUCCCAAGGGAUUUUAACUCGAAAAAAAAACAUAAUAGUGUUUCUCUGACAAGUCCCACGUUCUUGAAUCUUGACGAUCAAUGACGUCCUCUGUGCCCUAAUAUUUAAUAGGGGGAGGAGAUGUCACGUCUAGUCCUUAUCUUCAGUAUGGAUUACAGAAUGGAUAGAGAUUCCAGCAAAGCCAGCGAAACAUAAAGAGAGAAGGGGAGGACGAUACAUGCACGCAUUCUGGGAAAGAUCGAAGGUAGGGACUUGAGGGUAGAGACAAAGGCAGAGAGGAAAUGUUAAGGGUGUUGGCAAAGAGAGCCAGUUCAUCAAUUCGGUGGACAAUCCCGAAUUUGAUUCUUCAGAGAAGAGAGUUCUGUUUGGGUGUCCUACCAGAUGGUGUCGAUCGCAACUCCGAUGUCUAUAUUAACAACUCUAAGGCCAUGGACCAACUUAUCUCUGAGCUUCGAUUCCACAUGGACAAGGUUCUCGGUGGUGGCGGUUCCGAAGCUGUGCGAAGGAAUAGGAGUCGGAAUAAGCUUCUUCCCAGAGAACGGAUCGAUCGCCUAAUUGACCCUGGUUCUUCGUUCCUUGAGCUAUCGCAGCUUGCAGGCCAUCAACUUUAUGAAGAAUACUUACCAUCUGGAGGAAUAAUCAUUGGUAUAGGACCAGUGCAUGGACGACUUUGUAUGUUUGUGGCCAAUGACCCUACUGCCAAGGGGGGGACGUAUUACCCCAUUACUGUUAAGAAACACCUUAGAGCACAAGAGAUUGCUGCUCAAUGCAACUUACCAUGCAUAUACCUUGUUGACAGUGGUGGUGCUAACCUGCCAAGGCAGGCAGAUGUUUUUCCUGACAGGGAUAAUUUUGGUAGGAUAUUUUAUAAUCAAGCACAAAUGUCCGCAAAGGGCAUUCCUCAGAUUGCAUUGGUCUUGGGUUCUUGCACAGCUGGGGGUGCGUAUAUACCUGCAAUGGCUGAUGAAAGUGUUAUGGUCAAGGGGAAUGGUACCAUAUUUCUUGCUGGACCUCCACUUGUGAAGGCUGCUACAGGAGAAGAGGUCUCUGCAGAGGAUUUGGGGGGUGCUACCAUGCAUUGUAAAAUAUCAGGAGUUUCGGAUCAUUUUGCUGAAGAUGAGUUGCAUGGACUGGCAAUUGGGAGGAAUAUCAUUAAGAACUUGCAUAUGGCUGGGAAACAAGGAAUAAUGAAUGGAUUGCAAAGUAUUACCCCUGAUUAUAAAGAUCCUUUAUAUGAUGUAAAAGAGCUCCGUUCCAUUGCACCAACAGACCAGAAGCAACACUUUGACAUCCGAUCAGUAAUUGCUCGUAUUGUUGAUGGAAGUGAAUUUGAUGAAUUCAAGAAGUUGUAUGGCACUACUCUUGUAACAGGUUUUGCAAGGAUCUUUGGACAACCUGUAGGAAUUAUUGGAAACAAUGGAAUACUAUUUAUUGAAUCUGCACUGAAAGGGGCCCAUUUCAUUGAGUUAUGUACUCAACGCAACAUUCCUUUGAUAUUUCUCCAGAAUAUUACUGGAUUUAUGGUUGGCUCAAGAUCUGAGGCAGGUGGCAUUGCCAAAGCUGGGGCAAAGAUGGUCAUGGCAGUUUCUUGUGCAAAGGUUCCCAAAAUAACAAUCAUUGUUGGUGGAAGCUUUGGUGCUGGGAACUAUGGAAUGUGUGGCCGUGCAUAUAGCCCUAAUUUUCUGUUCCUUUGGCCAACGGCAAGAAUAUCUGUGAUGGGUGGCCCUCAGGCUGCUGGUGUGCUGGCUCAAAUAGAAAGGAGCACUAAGAAAAGGCAAGGAAUUGAGUGGACUAAGCAAGAAGAAGAGAACUUCAAGAGCAAGGUUGUUGAAGCAUAUGAAAGAGAAGGAAGUCCUUACUACUCUACUGCAAGACUAUGGGAUGACGGAAUCAUUGAUCCCGCAGAUACAAGAAGUGUUUUAGGUCUUUGCCUCUCUGCAUCGAAAAAUGUCCCAGAAGAUACCAAAUAUGGUGUGUUUAGAAUGUAAGUCCCUCUACUUUUGGAAGCUUGUUAUUGCUCUGAACGCUAAAAAUGGCAAUGAAUGAACUCUAGAACUGGAAGAGACGUAAAUGCAGAUGGCUUUGCAAGUUUCCAAAGAAACAUCUGCACAUGCAGAUCGCUGUAAAUGUAAAUGCAGUUCCAUUAAAUGAUAACAUUGAUGAGCGUAUCUUUAAAAUAUAUAGUGCCUAGAUCUGGAUUUUCUUUUAA
This is a messenger RNA of Nelumbo nucifera (sacred lotus), 2741 nucleotides long. It is a transcript of the gene MCCB, whose product is annotated as 3-methylcrotonyl-CoA carboxylase. Gene Ontology annotation, cellular component: methylcrotonoyl-CoA carboxylase complex; mitochondrion. Gene Ontology annotation, biological process: L-leucine catabolic process. Lineage: Eukaryota; Viridiplantae; Streptophyta; Magnoliopsida; Proteales; Nelumbonaceae. Gene Ontology annotation, molecular function: methylcrotonoyl-CoA carboxylase activity. The record is from RefSeq and is a predicted model, not a curated record.